This is a messenger RNA of Sporothrix schenckii 1099-18, 264 nucleotides long. RefSeq lists its product as uncharacterized. The record is from RefSeq and is a predicted model, not a curated record. The coding region runs from base 1 to 264 and encodes 87 amino acids. The transcript has a single exon. NCBI's taxonomy places the organism in Eukaryota, Fungi, Ascomycota, Sordariomycetes, Ophiostomatales, Ophiostomataceae.
AUGCGGAAGGAGGCAAGCUGGACACACACAAAACGACGAAAUGCCGAGAUGCCGACCCCAAGCCGACCAUCCAAGGCCGCGGCUCUCUUCCCCACACCACCAAUGCAUCUGCUGAUCCUUCUGCACGCCAGCAAACAAACUCCUUCUAGAAACCUUCUAGGCGUUUUUGUCUCGUCCCUCUUCCCCUCUUUCCAGUCCUCUUCGCGACCAACCGCAUUCCACCACCUCGACGAUCAACAGCAGCAUUGCCACAGUCAGUCGUAG